GCGCUGUGGGGCGGGCUCCAUGCUGUGGACCUUUGGCUACCUGCUGCUCUUCCGCACCGCCCCGGUUUGGGGGCUGCCCCCCCCGCCCCCCUACGCCAACGCCCUGCAGCUGCUGCUCACCCUCAAGCUGGUGAGCCUGGCCUGGGACGUGCAGGAGGAGCUGGAGGCGGGGCCGGAAGUGACGUCGAAGCUCGGGAAAAAGGCGAUUGGCUGCCCCGGGGUGAUUGACGUCCUGUGCUACAGCUACUGCUACCUGGGGCUACUGACAGGCCCCUUCUACCGGUUCUCCACCCACCAGCGCUGGGUCCGCCGCCCCCCGCCUCCGCUGCCCGCGUCCUCCGUCCUCCUCCGGCUCCGCUGGACGCCGCUGCUGGGCGCCGCGGGGCUGCUGGCGGCGCGGCUCUUCCCGGUGGAGGGGCUCCGCGGCGGGGGGGGCUUCGAAAGGCUGCCGCUCCUCCUCCGCUUCUUCUACAUCUCCGCCGUUUUCUUCGCCUUCCGGAUGCGGUUCUACGUGGCGUGGAUCGGAGCCGAGGCCGCGUGUCUGAGCGCCGCGUUCGGGGGGCUUCCGAGGGCGGCCAACGGCAAAGCGGGGAGGGGAGCGGAGGACGGGUGGGAGGAGGAGGAGGAGGAGGAAGGGU
Messenger RNA from Lagopus leucura (white-tailed ptarmigan), 638 nucleotides. RefSeq names its product membrane bound O-acyltransferase domain containing 7 (gene MBOAT7). The transcript has 3 exons. The annotation marks the transcript as partial. Gene Ontology annotation, biological process: lipid modification; phosphatidylinositol biosynthetic process. Gene Ontology annotation, molecular function: lysophospholipid acyltransferase activity. Gene Ontology annotation, cellular component: mitochondria-associated endoplasmic reticulum membrane contact site; membrane. The record is from RefSeq and is a predicted model, not a curated record. Lineage: Eukaryota; Metazoa; Chordata; Aves; Galliformes; Phasianidae.